AUGUCCGGCUCGCUCACCCACUUCCUCUUCGAAACAGCCAGCGGCUACGCCCUUUUCUCGGUCUCGCAACAGGAGGAAAUCGCGGCCAAGUCUAGAGCACUCCAGGAUGCAGUAACCGACUACUCGGCGUUCAGCCGGAUGGUCCAGCUCGCCUCCUUCAUCCCCUUCACAUCCGCCGCACAGGCACUCGAAAAUGCCAACGACGUCUCGGAGGGUAUUCUCAACCCGCACCUGCGGUCGCUGCUCAACCUCAUCAUUCCCGGUGCUGGGACUGGCAAGGCAGGCAAGAGCAACAAGGAGGCUAGUGCGGUCAUCUUGGGCGUGGCGGAAAGGGGAUUGGCGGGUGCUAUCCAGGGAGAGAUGGGGAUUGCGUGCGAUACGGGAGAGCGGGCGCUCGAGUUGAUUCGAGGCGCGAGACUGCAUCAGGAGAAGAUUUUGAGCAAGGAGGGGAUGCAGAAGGGCGAUGUGGCGAUUGCGCAGUUGGGGUUGGGUCACUCUUACUCUCGGAGUAAAGUCAAGUUCAACGUGAACCGGUCCGACAACAUGAUCAUCCAAGCCAUCUCCCUCUCCGACCAACUCGAUAAGGACCUCAACACCUUCUCCAUGCGCUGUCGGGAAUGGUACGGCUGGCAUUUCCCUGAAAUGUACAAGCUCGUUCCCGACUCGCACCAGUACGCUCAGCUCGCCGUGCUCAUUGGUGACCGGACCACCCUCACCGACGACUCCCUCCCCGAUAUCCAGGCCAUCCUCGACGACGAUUCCAUGCGCGCACGCAACGUCCUUGACGCCUCGCGCGCGAGUAUGGGAUCCGACAUUGGCGAGAUUGAUCUCAUCAACAUUAGCAACUUUGCGGAGCGGGUCGUCAGGCUCGCAGAGUACCGCAAGAGUCUCAGGAGGUAUCUCGUCGAAAAGAUGAAUGUGGUGGCGCCAAACUUGGCGGCUUUGAUUGGGGAGACGAUCGCCGCGAGGUUGAUCAGCCAUGCCGGUUCAUUGACCAACUUGGCCAAGUACCCCGCGUCGACGGUUCAGAUUCUCGGUGCCGAGAAGGCCCUGUUCCGAGCCCUCAAGACCAAGGGCAACACACCAAAGUACGGUCUCAUCUUCCACUCUGGGUUUAUCGGACGUGCCGGCGCAAAGCACAAGGGAAGAAUAUCACGAUUCUUGGCCAACAAGUGUUCGAUUGCGUGCCGUAUCGACUGUUUCUCUGACGUACCGACCAAGAAGUUUGGAGAGGCUCUGCGGGCUCAGGUCGAGGAGAGAUUAGCCUUCUUUGAGACUGGCGCACCAGUAUCGAAGAACGCAGACGCUAUUCAAAAAGCCUUGACGGCUAUCGCUGCCGACCUGGACGCGGAGGAUGACGAUGACGAUGAGGAUGGAGAUGUCAAGCCGGAGGAUAUCGAGAUGGCGGUAUCGCAGGUCGAAGCAGACAAGAAGGCCGCAGUAUCAGCACCGAUGGACCCCGAACUCGCAGCGAUGGCGGGCCUCGUAUCGACCCCUACCAAACCCACCAAAGUCAAGAAGGAGAAGAAGGACAAGAAGCGCAAGUCGGAGGCGAUGGAGGUGGAUGCGCCAGCGACACCGGCGGUAGCUGCGGAAGCGGGCGAGACUGAGGAGGAGAGGAAGCGGAGAAAGAAGGAGAAGAAGGAGAAGAAGGCCGCGGAGGCGGCGGCAGCGGCAGCUUCAGGGGGAGCGCCGGCAGGUGGGGAGAAGGAGAAGAAGAAGAAGCGCAAGUCGGAGGUGGCUGCGUAG
Dioszegia hungarica is the source of this 1749-nucleotide messenger RNA. Its product is annotated as putative small nuclear ribonucleoprotein. Gene Ontology annotation, molecular function: snoRNA binding. The transcript is spliced from 7 exons. Bases 1 to 1749 code for a protein of 582 amino acids. Gene Ontology annotation, cellular component: box C/D methylation guide snoRNP complex; small-subunit processome. Lineage: Eukaryota; Fungi; Basidiomycota; Tremellomycetes; Tremellales; Bulleribasidiaceae. The record is from RefSeq and is a predicted model, not a curated record.